AUGCGAUGGGAUGACCCCCUGUCUAAACUGCCAAAUCAGAGGACAAGCCCAUGCGUGCACGAAGACGGAGCAGAAGGUGUUGAAUCAUGCUCGUUCUGCAGAAGGCGGAAAGUGAAGUGCGACAAAAUGCGGCCAUGCUCGAGAUGUGUGUCAAGCGGGCGUCACUUGGAGUGCAUGGGAUCAGAUCUGACAGAUCUGCAACAGGACGAGCUCGUUGACAUCUCUGAAGAGCAAGAUGGAGAGAUUGUGCUGCCCCAGAAACGAAGGACGCCGGACACCUCGGAAACUUUCUACGAUCUCCCUGCCAGCGAAAGCUUCGAAUCCUUUGCAGCACAUUCUUCCGAGCAGCUCUACGUGCUGAGACCCCUGCAGACGGCCAUGCACUUGUACCUCCGAGAUCCGAUAUCAGGACAAGUGUGCUCUUGCGAUCACUUGCUCCCUCAGCUGCUGGUGAAAGCGUUUUGGCAGGCUGGGUACAACAAGACUCUGAUGGUAAAGAUGUUCCACGAUAUGCCUUCACCCGUACGAACAGCCUUCUUCAAUGGUUUGCAUGCGAUAGAACGGAUAGCAACCAGCGCAAAUAUGGGAGAGUUUGCAGCGAUGAGAUGCCAACAAUCGGCCGCAAACGGUCACAGCAUAUUUAACAUUGACGACCUGAGAGAGUCGGUGUCAUCGCAAGCAAACUUAGGGUACUGGAUCAUGGAGAUAGAUCCGAAUACGAUGAUCAGCUCAGGCAUUGCCACCUUCCUCAACAUGCACCCGGACGAGAUGCUCGCGCGCCUCGGCAACUGCGACAACUGGCUGCCUCACUCCGAGCUCGAGUUUUUCGGCAGCAUGGCAUAUGAGACCGUGAAGCUGCUGGACUCGAGGAUCGUUCGCAACCUCCGCAUUCUUAGGAGAUGUCCGCGGAGUGGAAAACUGAUCGACCCCUUCCUCGUCCGGCUCACCUCGAUGAAGGAACGGGACGCAUAUGGACGGGUCACUCGUGCCAUGCACGUCUUGCAGCGACUUACCCCCGAGGAGUACGACUUGGCAUGCAUAAACGAGCCCGAGACCUGCCGGCCGCUCAUGGAUGCCAUCGGCGACGCUCGAGGAGGAGAGGAGCUCCUUGAGACAGCCAACUAUGACUCGCUCUUCACCCAGAGCUUCAUGACGCUGAAUGAGAGCGUACAGGUAGAGCAGAGAGGAGGAGAGAUCAUCGAGAGGAACUUGGAGGAGCUGGGAGGACGCGACUUGACAAUUGCUGGUUGGCAGGGGUUGCAACAUACUCAGCAGCUGACUGCAAAGAUUCAGCAGCUGUUCGCUCCUUUUGUUGAUUUUGCCAUCUCAAAGAAGCUCUUAACGUAA
Guillardia theta CCMP2712 is the source of this 1347-nucleotide messenger RNA. RefSeq lists its product as hypothetical. Gene Ontology annotation, molecular function: DNA-binding transcription factor activity, RNA polymerase II-specific; zinc ion binding. The transcript has 17 exons. Lineage: Eukaryota; Cryptophyceae; Pyrenomonadales; Geminigeraceae. The coding region runs from base 1 to 1347 and encodes 448 amino acids. Gene Ontology annotation, biological process: regulation of DNA-templated transcription. The record is from RefSeq and is a predicted model, not a curated record.